GUGAGAGCUCCUCUUCUUCUUCUUCUUCUUCUCUUCUCUGCUCCUCCUCCGUCUCCUCCGCUAGCUUAGCCUACUAGCCUACCUCAGGUAAACAUGGCCCUGUCCCAGGCUCUGUCAGAGGAGGAGUUCCAUCGGAUGCAGGCUCAGCUGCUGGAGCUCAGGACUCAGAACUACCAGCUGUCUGAUGAUCUCAGGAAGAACUCGGCCGAACUGAACGCCGUCCGUCAGAAAAAUGCGGUUUUGGAAAGAGAUUUUGUCAAAGCACAGAAGGCUUUGAAUAAGAGCAAGAAGGCUCAGGAGGUGGAGGCACUGCUGAGUGAGAAUGAGAUGCUUCAGGGGAAACUCCACAGUCAGGAGGAUGACUUCAGACUACAGAACAGCACGCUGAUGACCGAACUCUCUAAGCUGUGUACGCAGAUCGAGGAGCUGGAGCAGGAGAACCAGGGUCUGAAGGACGGAGCAGCCUCUGCACCCAGCCCCCCCCCAAACCCCACCUCCAGCCCUGUGGAUGGAGAGCUGCUCCGCCUGCAGGCCGAGAACUCCACCCUGCUGAAGAAAAUGAAAACUCUCCAGGAGCGCUUCGACAUGGAGCAACAGAGACAGCCGGUCGCCGAGGGCAACCAGAGCGCUGCCAUGGAGACAGCCGGCGCCAACGGAGUCUCUGAUGCCACAGGGAAGGGGGAGGAGCCGACAUCAGAGGGAGCCAAUGAGAGACUAGAACAGAAGGAGGCUCAGCUGGAACACAAAGAGAAACAGCUACAUGGCCUGUCAGAGAAGAGCGUAGAGAAGAUUGUAGCUAAGCAGGCAGCGAUAGGCUGGUCGGCUGCUCUCUGUCCAAUAACUCACUGCUUUGGACCAGAGCUGGAGAUGGCACUGAACACCGAGCAGGAGGAGAAGAGGCUGCUGAGGGAGCAGAUCCACGCCCUGGAGGCGUCCAAACAGGCAGAAAUCACCAAACUGCAGGAAGAGAUAACAAAGCUGACUGACAAGUUAAAGAAGAAGCAGGAGAGUUUUCAGCGUCUGCAGGGAGAGAAGGAGGCUCUGUACAACGACAGCAGGACAAAGAUUGAUGAGAUCAACCAAAGAAAAGAAGAAGAGCUGAAGGCCACGAACAUCCGCAUCCAGAAACUCCAGUCAGACGUCCUGGCAGCCAAUCAGGUGACAGGUGAGCUGAGGGAGCAGCUGCAGAGCAAAGAGAAAGAACAUGAACUGGCUCUGCACAUACUGAGAGACCAGGUAGCCAAUCAGAGUGCAGUGAGUCAGGAGCAGGUGGACAGCAUCCUGCAGGAGAACGAUGCUCUGAGGACAAACCUAGCUGCUCUAGAACAGGAGAACAGUGCUCUGAGGACUAAUCUGAGCGCUCUGGAACAGAUCCAGACGGUGAAGACGCAGGAGAUGAAUCUGUUGCGUGAGCAGCAGGAGGCGCUGACCCAGGAUCUGCAGCAGAGACGAGCCGAGCAGGAGAGUCUUCUGAACCAGAGGGACGACCUGGACUCACAGCUGCAGGAGUCGAGUUUUGCCAACAGGAAGUUGUUGGAGCAGCUAACAGAGGAAGGACAAGAGAAGGACAAACUGCUGAAAGAUCUGGACGAGGCCAAGAAGACGGCAGAGAAGAGGAAGGCCAUGUUGGAUGAAAUGGCGGUGCAGCUGAUGCAGGAGAAGUCCGACCACAAGGAGGCGCUGUCUGACCUCAAACUGCAGCACGAGAAGGAGGUCCUCGGAGUGAGGGCUCGAUAUGAGAAGGAGCUCCGAGGCCUUCACGAAGACAAGAACCGCUCCGAGGAGGAGAUCCGACAGCAGCUGCGAGAUGAAAAGGCGCGGUCGAAGGCGCUGGAGGGGCUGCAGCAGCGGGUCGAGGAGCUGCAGGCUCAGGUUCUGUCCAUGGAGGGAACCAAGGGAUGGUUCGAGAGACGACUAAAGGAGGCCGAGGAGAACAUCGAGAAGAAGACUCUGGAACAUCAGGAGGAGGUUGAGCGGCUGCAGAAAGAACACACACUUCAGCUGGAGGAGAAGCAGUCGGAGAUGGAGGGGUUGAAGCAGCAGCUGCAGGAGGUGGAGAAACAGACGGAGGAGCACAACGCCGCCAUGGAGAAACUCAAACAGGAGAUAAAGGACACUGUGGACGGGCAGAGGAUUCUAGAGAAGAAGGGAAGUGCAGCGCUGAAGGACUUGAAGCGGCAGCUGCAGCUGGAGAGGAAGAGAGCGGACAAACUGCAGGAGAGACUGCAGGAGAUUCUGACCAACAGCAAGACCAGGACAGGUCUGGAGGAGCUGGUUCUGUCAGAGAUCAACAGUCCCAGUCGGAGUCAGCCCACCGGAGACUCGUCCUCAGUCUCCUCCUUCUCCUACAGAGACAUGAUGAAGGAGUCCCAGCCGACCAAUCAGAGCAAGUCUGGAGGAGGCAGCCCUCAGUCUCAGCGUCCGGCCGAGUUAUCUGACGACGAGGUCGGGGAGUUGUUCCAGCGCCUGGCCGAGGUGCAGCAGGAGAAAUGGAUGCUGGAGGAGAAGGUGAAACAUCUGGAGGUGAGCUGCUCGUCGAUGGCUGAAGACAUCUGCAGGAAGAGCUCCAUCAUAGAGACCUACGUGAUGGACAGCCGCAUCGGAUUUUCGGGCAGUGCGGUUGGAGGUCACGGAGGUCACGGGGGUCUCGGAGGCGUUCUGGCGGAGAGAGGCGGUCUGGGUUCGGUGCUGCGAGAUCUGGUGAAGCCGGGAGACGAGAACCUGAGAGAGAUGAACAAGAAGCUGCAGAACAUGUUGGAGGAGCAGCUGACCAAGAACAUGCACCUGCAGAAGGACCUGGAGCUUUUGUCCCAGGAAUUAGUCCGUCUCAGUAAAGAGAAUCCUGGUGGCGGUGCUGCCGGAUCGAGAUGAGACUAUCGCCUGGAAACAUCCGUCCCUUCCCUUCCUUCUCACUACUGUUGAUCACCUCAGCUGGAGAGUUUGGGCUGGGCUCAGACUAAAACCUGGAAACAGCAUUUCUUCCUCUUUCAUUCCCUGCGUUUGUGACCUCAGACCGGUUUUGAAAGGUGUAGAAGAAGAAACUAAAGACAAGACGGGAAUGGAAAAGUUUGGUCAGCUCUUUUGUGUUGCUAUUGAAUGUACUGUAAUUAGACUGCACCACUCAGUUCCUCUGAGCCCUGGCUACAACCUGGAAAACAAACAUUGUAACUGACUGUAACGCUUUACUUUAUGCUUGUUUCUGUCCGAAGGUGAUUUCAGAAAAGCACCUUUAAGAUUCUAAUGUCUGGCUUAUGGGUCCGGGCUAUGUCCUGGAAAACAGUUGCCUGGUAUAUAACUGAAUGAAUGAUUUAUUUCAUUGUUUAUGUGCAGUAACUCUGUUGUGAUCUGGCUAUUUACUGGGCUUCCUGUCUGCAGCUAAAUACUUCAGUAGUAAAUGCCCCGUGGGGUCUGUCUAUGACCUGGAUUGCAGAGAUUCAUAACCGACAGAAACUACGAUUUCAUUGACGUUUAAGAUCAUUUUUCCCUUCUUCAAAACUGAAAUUUGACCCAAGAUUUCAGCCACAUUUCAUAAUAUCUCCUCGGAUGUAACAGAGAUUAUUUCAGUUCUUCUUCCUGAUGAUGAAAGCCAUGCAAUGUGACGGAAACCUAAAGUAACAAAUAAUAAGUUAGUGGAGCUGUUUGUUAAAUGGUAAAACGUUUUUUGUUCACCUUUUCUCUAUUUUCUUAUGUUUUUCUGCCAAAGUGACCAAUGGCAAAUUUGAUAGUAUGGCAUUUUUUAUCGAUAUUGGAUAAACGGUUGCCCCUUUACAUCUCUUAGACACAAAAACAUAAAGGGAAUAGAGUACGAUUUUAAUUUAUACAUGGCAGUUAGUCGAGCUACUAUAACUAGCUACAUCAACAAAUAAUCAGUGACCGAGAAAUGUACGAAAAGUCUGUAGCUUUGCAGAAAUAACAACUCUUGUUUCUCUAAAAAUGAAACAUGUUAAGCUAUCUCCUGCUAACAACAUUCAACGCAAAUUAUAAUGUGCGACAUAUUUUCUAAAAACUCACUUGAACUCAUUUAAUCAAUGUGUGUUCAUCGGCCUAGGCUAUGUCAUGGAGCAAAAACAAACUUUACUCAUAUGUUAACUGAUUGAAUAUUGUUUUUGUGGUUGUUUCUGGGCCAUGGGUAUUUCCUGAACAUGUUUUGUGUCUUUUGGUUGUUUGUUGGAAAGACACGUUUUUGUUUCCCGGUUAUUAUGUGGAACUUUUACCUUUUUUUUAUUCAUGUUCCAAAAUCUGCAAUGAAAAACAAAUCCUUGUUGGAAAUCCACCUCCGUCUCCUGUCAUUGAAUACGUUUCAUUACAGGAAUGUGACAUGGUUCAGUCUAUUUGCUGGAUUUUAAAGACUGUAAUGCAUUUAAGACUUGGUGGUUUCGGGGUUUUAUCCAAAAAGAAAGAAGUCAUACAUGUAUCAGAAUAAUUAGAAUUUAAGUGCAUGCAAAAAUGACACAUUCACUAUUUUUCUGAUAUAUGAGAAUACAAUUAGUUAAAGAAAUUUGCUUUUUAAAAAGUCAGUCCUCUGGGGCGUCUGGUUUAUUUAAGUCUGGUUUGGAAAAUGAAAACUGAAAAGACUGUCUUGUCAAUUUGCUUUGUUUGUUUUGGAUAAUUCUGCGCUCUUGAAUCACAAGAACUGUUUGUCUUGCACUAUUAAUUUUGUUGUGACUUAUUUCCAUCCCUACUGGGAACACCAAAUGGUGCAACAAAAAAAAAAGAAAAGUGAAACUGUCAGCCUGCUAUUCCAUGUUUUCUGUUGGACUCGGUCUACUUCCUGCUUGAAACAACGUAUCUUAUUAUUUUGACUGUAUCUUGAAAUCUGUAACAAAAAUGGAUGAAGUUAGACUUUUUAACACACACUAACUGUUGGCUCUACCUUUGUUUGCUACUUGGACCCUGACUACAUCCUGGACUGAACCUAUUGCACUGGCUGCUUCUGGUGACCGGGCUCUGACUAAAUCCUGGAUAUUAUGCUUGUAGCAUUAUGUUGUAACUGCCUGAACAUUUCUGCUUUAUUUUUUUGUUUGUACACUGCAAAGGAAUAUACAUUUCAGUCUGAACUUCUCAGAGCGAGUGAGAAAAACUCGACUUGUUUUCAGGCAGCUUUUACUCAACCUCAGAUCCUUAAGACCCAAACUUGAAGGCAUUAUUAAAUAUUGAAAUGAAGGUAAAUGUAGAGAAAUAUGAUCUUGAUGUCAUACUGUAAAUCAAAUUUUAAUUACUUAACAAUUAAGGUUUCAGCUGCACUGAAAACGCUUAAAAGUUUUCCCUCUUUCACUGAGACUGACUGAGCGGGAUCGGUCUAUGUGCUGGACAGUGACUCGGCCCGUUGCUUUGUUUGUUUGUUUAAAUCUGUAUAUAUAUACACGCUGUGAUAUGACUUCUAACUGUAUGAAGAAUCAACCGAUCUAUUUAUGAGACUGAUGAUUAUGACGCUAAUUAUUGCAACAUGAGAAAAUAUGAUAUAAAAAUUAUUGUCUGGAGA
This is a messenger RNA of Trematomus bernacchii (emerald rockcod), 5482 nucleotides long. It is a transcript of the gene gripap1, whose product is annotated as GRIP1 associated protein 1. Gene Ontology annotation, biological process: neurotransmitter receptor transport, endosome to postsynaptic membrane; regulation of neurotransmitter receptor transport, endosome to postsynaptic membrane; regulation of recycling endosome localization within postsynapse. The transcript is spliced from 30 exons. Bases 94 to 2871 code for a protein of 925 amino acids. The record is from RefSeq and is a predicted model, not a curated record. NCBI's taxonomy places the organism in Eukaryota, Metazoa, Chordata, Actinopteri, Perciformes, Nototheniidae. Gene Ontology annotation, cellular component: postsynaptic recycling endosome; extrinsic component of postsynaptic early endosome membrane; glutamatergic synapse.